This is a messenger RNA of Candida tropicalis MYA-3404, 825 nucleotides long. It is a transcript of the gene FMP45, whose product is annotated as Fmp45p. The coding region runs from base 1 to 825 and encodes 274 amino acids. The transcript has a single exon. Gene Ontology annotation, biological process: endocytosis; cortical actin cytoskeleton organization; septin cytoskeleton organization. Lineage: Eukaryota; Fungi; Ascomycota; Pichiomycetes; Serinales; Debaryomycetaceae. Gene Ontology annotation, cellular component: cell cortex; plasma membrane; membrane raft. The record is from RefSeq and is a predicted model, not a curated record.
AUGAGAGCAUUAACAAUUAUCCCUAUAUUUUUCCUUUUGGGUUCAACAUUGCUAUUAAUCCUUACAGUUAUCAAUGGUGCAGGAACAUCUUCAAUCUUGGGCCGUUUCUAUUGGUCUCAAACCGAUACUUCCGGCUUGACUGGGGUUCCUUUUUCAACUACAAGAUGGACAUUCUAUAGACUUUGUGAAAAUGUUAAUAAUAGAAAUGCUAAUUGUGAAAAAUCAAAAGCUGGAUUCCCUUAUUCUCCAGAAGAUAAUUUUGGUAGAGAUAGUGGUAUUCCUGAAAAUUUCAUUAGUGAUAGGGAUACUUAUUUCUAUUUAUCUCGUUGUGGUUGGGCAUUCACUCUUGUUGCGUUGUUCUUCACAGUAGUUGCAUUAUUCUUCACUCCAUUGAAUAUUUGUUUUAGUUUUGGUGGUAUCCUUGGUGUGGUUUGUACAGCAAUUGCUUUAUUAUUUGAUAUCACAGCAGCAAGUGUAAUCACAGCCGCACAUGUUAAAGGAAGACAUCAAUGGAAUCGUGCUGGUUUCCAUACAACUAUAGGAGCAGCAGCUUUUGGUAUUUUAUGGGCAUCUGUUGCUACUUUAAUUAUAUCAUUUGUUAGUUUGAUUGUAGCCUUGGUAUUUGCUCGUAGAUCAAGAAGAAGACGUUUCAAUAGUAAUAAUGGUGCUAAUGGUGUACCUGAAAGUACCAAUGGAUAUCCUAAAGAAACUAGUAGUUUUCAAAGAGGUGAAUAUGAACCUCGAGACCAUGUUGGCGAACCAGGAUCAGAUGCUUCAAAGUUUAGAUUCUUUAGAGUCAAAAGAGCUAAACCAGAAGAUGUUUAA